This is a messenger RNA of Penicillium longicatenatum, 1752 nucleotides long. Its product is annotated as GTP-binding protein Obg. NCBI's taxonomy places the organism in Eukaryota, Fungi, Ascomycota, Eurotiomycetes, Eurotiales, Aspergillaceae. The transcript has a single exon. Bases 1 to 1752 code for a protein of 583 amino acids. The record is from RefSeq and is a predicted model, not a curated record. Gene Ontology annotation, molecular function: GTPase activity; GTP binding. Gene Ontology annotation, cellular component: mitochondrion.
AUGAUGCCGCACCCACGAGCCUGCCUACUCCUUUCGAAGCAGCCGCUUCGAAUUGGACGACUUACCUACUCCCAAACUCUUCUCCCUCGAACACCCCGGGCAGUCAUUCCCAAGCGGAGGCUAUAUACCACUGAGAACCACACCCCCCAAUUUGCCGAGACUCAAGAUGAAACACAAGAUUUAUCGCAUUUGAACCCAUCGCCAGAAGACUACUCUCGCUUCAUAUUCCAAGACAAAUGCUCCGUCACAAUGCAUGCCGGCGCUGGCGGACACGGCUGCGUUGCCUUUCUACGAGAAAAGUAUAUUGAAGAGGGUCCCCCGAAUGGAGGCGAUGGUGGCAGCGGAGGAGGCAUUUACAUACAAGCCGUGGAGGGAUUGACUAGUCUACACAAACUCGCUCGAAGGGGUGUCAUCCGAGCUAGCCGAGGAAAAAACGGACAAGGCAAAAGCAAAGGCGGAAAACGGGGCGAUGAUGUCUUAAUCCAGGUACCUGUUGGGACAGUGGUUCGUGAGAUCGAUCGCCACGAUCCCGUCGCAGAGGAGAUGGCUCUUAGGCGGAAAAUUUAUGAGGAUCAACAGCUUGAGCAGCAAGAACGGCGUGCAGAGCGUACUGAGAAGCGGCUUGAGCAGCGCGCAAAGUCGGAGGAUAUGGAAGAAGGGGAGGAGCUUGAAGAGAUGGAGGAGGAGGAAGAUGAAAUCACGCCUAUUCGUUUUGAUCGCUGGGUACUCUAUCCUGGCGCCAACCCGGCCGAUUUCUUGACGGUAGACUUUCCGCGAUUAAAACCGCGGCGACAGGGUAUUGCCGCAAUGGAGCCCCAGGCCCCGAUUUUCCUUGAUCUUUCAGCGCCAAUGGACAAGCCAAUGUUGUUGGCAGCUGGUGGUGCCGGCGGUUUGGGCAACCCUCAUUUCGUGGGUCGUGUUCGUGGACGGCCAAAAUUUGCUUCUCGGGGUGAAGGUGGAAUGAAACUAGAGCUUGACUUUGAACUCAAGUUGUUGGCAGAUGUUGGUCUUGUCGGCAAACCCAACGCUGGAAAAAGCACUCUUCUACGAUCAUUGACAAACAGUCGCACCCGGAUUGGCAACUGGGAGUUCACUACCUUGUCCCCGCACAUCGGCACCGUUAUAGUUGACGACCACAGAGGCAGACCGCUGGUAGAGAACCGAGGAAAGAAAAAUCGUACUCACUUCACGAUUGCGGAUAUCCCCGGUCUGGUUGAAGGUGCACACCUCGACCGGGGUCUUGGUCUUGGAUUCCUUCGGCACAUUGACCGGGCGGGCAUCCUGGCCUUUGUGUUGGACCUGAGUAAUGGAGACCCCGUACAAGAGCUGCAGAAACUAUGGCACGAACUCGGCGAGUAUGCAAGAAUUCGCGACUCAGAGCCCGAAACCGUUCCCGAGGAGCCGCAGGGUGUGAUCGACUGGGACACGUCUUCUGCCGCUUAUCCAGAGUUCGAAGAUGAUACACCUCAAGAGACAUUUCACAGGCCAGCCCGAGGUCUCCCUCAUCUCCCCAUGCCUCCUCUACACACCAAAGCUUGGUUUGUCGUAGCCACCAAGGCUGAUCUCGAGCACACACAACCGCAGUACCGAGCGCUCCAAGAGUAUUUAACUGCAGUUGAAAAAGGCGAGAUUGAGCACCCAUCUGGGCACCCUGAUGGCUGGAAACAGAAGUUGCGAGCUGUUCCUGUCAGUGCUAUUCGAGGCGAGGGUGUAACUCAGAUCCCUAAACUGGUGAUGGAGUUCCUGGACUAA